UGUUUCCCCUGCAGCGUCCCCGGCCAUCUCCUCUGGCCGAUGCCGGCAUCCAGCUUCCAUGUUCCGGUCCCUGUGACGUCGGGCGAUACGGGGGCCAGAACUGGCGGCAAAAUUGAAAGUUUUAAUUUUUUUGUAAACGAUUAUUACAUAGCAAAACAUUGCUGUUUCAAAGCAUUUCACAUACAUUUUGUCCUUACUGCUUUGUCCUGGGCCCUGCCUGCAUUUUGACUGUUCUUUCUGCCUGGAAACUUAGAAAAGUCCAUGGCGUCCAAAAAGCAUCCCUUUAGGUCAAAAGUGGUUUUAGACCAGCUAGAGAACAGCGAUAGUAAAUCAGAACCACUUGCAGAAUUGAGUGAUAAUGAUUCGUGGGGAAAUUCGUCAUCAGACACUGA
This is a messenger RNA of Staurois parvus, 392 nucleotides long. NCBI's taxonomy places the organism in Eukaryota, Metazoa, Chordata, Amphibia, Anura, Ranidae. The record is from the annotation of a GenBank genome assembly.